GAUCUGCCCGAGUUUUUUUUUCUUUUUGGUGGUGGUGUUGUAACUAUAGACUGUCUGUGCUGGACAGUAUCCAGCCAAGAGAGCCUUCUUGCCCUGCCCUGCCAGGCCUCCUCAGCUUGUGGAUCUUCAUGCAGAGGAACGCCUCUUUGGUGGCUGUGACAGGGAGAAUUAGACGAGAGAUGCGGGUUCACUUGCCCUGCGUAGGGGCUUAUCUUGGGCUAAGCUGAGGGACUAAUAGCAAAGCCUGCCUUCGCUCUAGCUGGUCUGAGGGCACAGGGAGCCAUCUGUCCACUCUGUGGAUAACUGACAACAAAGGGAGCAAACACUAAACACGGACUACAAACUAUAAGGCCAUUCAUUUCGAAGAUACCAGAACCAAAGAAGAGGAGGAAGAAUUUUCUAUGCAAGGUGUGGGAUGGCGGCAGAGAGUUCUGUAAUUAUUGACUUGUAGUAUUUACUUUGACGCUUUGAUAACACGGGGGAUGUCCGACAAGGAAGAAAUGGCUUCAGAUGGGAGUCUGAAUGUUACGCUGACGCUAAGGCUGCUGAUGCAUGGAAAGGAAGUUGGCAGUAUAAUUGGGAAGAAAGGAGAGACGGUAAAGAAAAUGAGGGAGGAGAGUGGGGCUCGCAUCAACAUAUCAGAGGGAUCAUCUCCUGAGAGAAUUGUCACCAUCACAGGACCCACUGAGGGAAUCUUCAGAGCUUUCUCCAUGAUUGCACAGAAGUUUGAAGAGGAUAUCACGGCAGCAAUGACAAACAGCAAUGUGACAAGCAAACCACCUGUGACACUUCGUCUGGUUUUCCCAGGGAGCCAGUGUGGCUCUCUGAUUGGAAAAGGAGGUUCAAAGAUCAAAGAGAUCAGAGAGACCACGGGUGCUCAGGUUCAGGUGGCAGGAGACAUGCUGCCGGACUCUACGGAGAGGGCUGUCACAAUCUCUGGAACUCCACAGGCCAUCACUCAGUGUGUAAGGCACAUCUGCUCUGUAAUGCUGGAGUCUCCACCAAAAGGGGCAACAAUUCCCUACCGUCCUAAGAUCCUGCCAGCUGGAGCCCAUGCAGUAUUAGCACCACAACACUCUGCACAAGCCUUUGCAAUUCCAGGGCAGUAUGCGUUUGCACAUCAAGAUUUGACCAAGCUUCACCAGUUGGCUAUGCAGCAUAUCCCCCUCCCUUCCCUUGGGCAGAGCAACCCUACCUUCCCUGGAUUGGAUGCUUCUGUCCCCACAAGUACACAAGAGCUGGCAAUACCUAAUGAUUUUAUUGGCUGCAUAAUUGGAAGACAGGGCAGCAAGAUCAAUGAGAUUCGCCAGGUCUCUGGAGCUCACAUCAAAAUUGCCAGUGCUACUGAUGGCUCAGCCAUGCGCCAAGUCACGAUCACAGGCUCGCCGGCCAGUAUCAGUGUGGCCCAGUACCUCAUCAACGCCAGCUUAGAGAUGGCUAAAUACACCAUGCAGGCUGCUUCCUCUGCGACCCCCGUUGAUCUCAACAUGAGCUUCUCUCAGUCUGCUCCCACUGCCUCCACCGCAGCUACUUCCAUGGCCGUCCUGGCGGCCACCACCCCAGCCCCCACCACCAUUAACGUCCACUCUCCCUCCACCUUACCAAGCAUCCAAAACCCACACUACGCCGUCCCUGUUUCCAGCCUGCUUGGCAUGAAAACUUUCCCUGUCCUGGCUGUCCACCCAGCAGCCGCUUCCAGCGUAACACAGGGUUUAUCCCAUUACACAGCAAAAAUGAACACCUCUGGUGGCAAAAAAUCUGAGAGGCAGAAGUUUGCUCCCUAUUGAUGCCAUAUUGAUAAGUUUUGUCAUUGUAGUUGACAGAAAAUACGCUAUUUAAAGAUGGCAGAUAAUUUAAUGUUAACAUAUAAGCUUGAAAUAGCUUACACCAGUGUGUAAGCAUUGUGACACUUAUUUCUAUAAACCAGGAGGAUAUUAGACAGAGACUGGAAUGACAGUAGUGUUAAAACAUGUCUUGGGUAAUUAAAAGAGGCAGAAGAGGUGCAUAUGCACUCAGCAUUAUCAUACGGACAUGCAUAACAUUUAAGGUGGGUAACUCAGGCUUGUAUUAGUAUACAGGGAAAAUAUAUUUUUCAUAUGGGUUCAUGUUCCAGAGCUUUAUAAUAACACUUACUCCAGGAGAUGAGUUCUCCAUAAUCCGUAUAUUGACUUAGUUUUCUAUCUGUGUACGUAGUAUUCUUUUUUUUUUAAUUAGAAAAUGUGAACUAGUAUGAUGAAAUGUGCUGCUUUGUUGGCAGAAUGCUGCGAAAAUGUUUGUCUUGUACAAUAGAAAUAAUUGUGUUAAGUAUUUUUUAACAAGGAUUGCUCUUUUUUUCUGUCAUGUGUCCCCUUUUUUCCCACUAUAGGCUCUCAUCAGUGUUAGCUGGCUUGGGUGUUCUGUAGUAGCGUUGCACUGUUGCAGCUCUGAUGGGAUUAUAUUAAAGCCACAAUGGAUUCUAGUGGAUUUGACUCCACCCAGUAAUCCUGUAGAGCAGGACUCGACUAACUCAUUAUAUACUGGUUCUGUAAAACUAGCUUGUUUCUUAAAUCUAAACAAAAGGAGCACUUCAACUUUCAGCCUCUGAAUAAGCACUGAUCAGUUAUUUUGAGGAAUGUUUUAUUCAUGUGUUUCUGAUGUGGAUUUAUUCCCAAACAAUGCAGAUUUGUAAUAUUUGUAA
Messenger RNA from Melanotaenia boesemani (Boeseman's rainbowfish), 2677 nucleotides. RefSeq lists its product as uncharacterized. The record is from RefSeq and is a predicted model, not a curated record. Gene Ontology annotation, biological process: negative regulation of mRNA splicing, via spliceosome. Gene Ontology annotation, molecular function: mRNA binding. Gene Ontology annotation, cellular component: cytoplasm; nucleus. The transcript has 14 exons. The coding region runs from base 483 to 1787 and encodes 434 amino acids. Lineage: Eukaryota; Metazoa; Chordata; Actinopteri; Atheriniformes; Melanotaeniidae.